This is a messenger RNA of Brassica napus (rape), 3175 nucleotides long. RefSeq names its product geranylgeranyl pyrophosphate synthase 9, chloroplastic. Lineage: Eukaryota; Viridiplantae; Streptophyta; Magnoliopsida; Brassicales; Brassicaceae. The transcript has 2 exons. Gene Ontology annotation, molecular function: geranylgeranyl diphosphate synthase activity. Gene Ontology annotation, biological process: isoprenoid biosynthetic process. The record is from RefSeq and is a predicted model, not a curated record. Bases 1876 to 2955 code for a protein of 359 amino acids.
CCCUUAAUGGAAUGAACACUUGUGGAUGGGUGAUUUGUGGACGAGUGAUGCGUGGUUGGGUGAUUUGUGGACGGGUGAUGUGUGGAUGAGUGAUGUUAAUGUGUUUAUAAUAGAUAACGUGGACAAACUCUCUGUUUUGAUUCCAUAAAACUAUACAACAAUACGUGGACAUGGACUCAUGUUACUAAAACUAUACCAUAAAACGUGGACAAUGACUCUAUUAUCUCCAAUACAAACACUUGACUUCGUCAGCUCAAUUGAUAAAUUAUCUGCAAUUAAACUUCAAUCAAAAUGAGAAAGAGAUGAUAUUGUGAGUAUGAGCGGAGAGAAAAAUCGAAGAAGCAUUUACCUUUUGUCGGAGAGUAAUAGAUCUUGCAUGUCAUAGAAUUCUGAUCUAAGGAAUUUGCGCUUUGUCAUGAUGUGGAUGGAUGUAAUUUUGAUUAGAGUUGAAUUUAGAUUCCGACCUGAUGAAUGGAAUUGAAGGAAUAUUGUUCAUGUCCACAACUAGUUUAUAAUUUUGUUAAGAUGUUCAUGUCCACAACUAAUUUAUAAUUCUGUUAUUCACGCUUUGGUGUCCACGUCCACAUUUUGUUUACACAUUAAUGUAUAUAAUAUAUAUAUGAACAUGGAUCUUAAAAGAUAGAGAAUUUUAUAUAUAGUUUAUUAUGACAAUUAUUUUUGUUUAAUAUAUUUUAGAACUUGAGAUAAAAGUAAAUAAAUACAUAAAGUAGAAUAAAAAAAAUAAUAAAAUAAAAUAAGAAGAGUAUAGAAAUUCUCUUUAGUUUAGGGUUAUAAGAGUAUUUUGACAAAAGAAAGUGUCUGACAAGUAAUAAGUCUUUUUGUACUGUAAUUUGAGCAUGAAAAAUUGUCUAUAAAAAAUUCAAAAGAAUAAGACACAUUCCGUAGAAAGGAAAGAAAGCAAAAUAGAUGCCAUGCCUUGUUGAAACCUUCUAAAGCAGCUGGAAGGUUUCACGUUGAUACAGCCUUAAACGUUUCCCGCCAUUUCGUCCUCAGUAAAGUCACGUGACUAACUAACUAAUGUGGGAGUUUAAACGACAUGGCUUUCUCUGCAGAUACAUCUUCUCUGGCGUUCUCUCUUCCGAAUUCCUAAGCUCAAGUAGGAAACUUAGAACUCACGCAAUCAUCCGAAACAUGUGCUGUACAUCUAUAACUGAUAUGGUUGUUUCAAAGAUAGGUUUGGUUUUGUUUCUCAAAAGUUGAGACACGAGGAGAUGUCAGUUUGCCAAUUCUAGCACCUUCGCUCGCUCUUAUUACAUUGUGUUUAUGCUUCAGUUUCCAUCUUUUUGGACGUUAUCUUAUUACAUUGUGUUUCUCUCGCAGACCAAGAGCUUAGCUUGGUUUCGUGCCUACAAUGCCCCUGAACGUAUUCUUCUAGCUAGAACAAAUCAAAUUUGAUCUGUGUGUUUACUUACUCUAAUCAGCUAGCCCAGAAGUUAAGACACUCUUAAUAAUCUAAGAUCAUAUCUUCACAUAUUUUUCUUACAUGCUCCUUCACAAUGUCUUGACUAAGGAUUGGGAAAAUACCUCAUGAUGCUCUAUGAUCAGACUUCACAAACUCUGUAUCUCAAAAGUCAAUUUUUGUUUUUAGAAUUUCCUGUAAUAACUAAACACUGGUCGAUGAAUUUAGUUAUUCAAAUUAUUAUUACAACUUACCUUAUAUAUAUAUGAACAUAGAUCGUGACUUUUCAUCCAACGAUUUGUUGAAUAUUCAUAUUAUCUUGUUUAUACAAUUUAAAAUAACAAGAAAGACGUUGACCUUCAUUGCUUCCAGUUCCAAGAAACCUAUUAAAAUUUUCACAUGCUCUUAAUGGGCAAACCCAAUUAUAAAAUUGUAUUAGAGAAAGUGGAUCAGCAAUGGCGACUGUUCAUCUCAGCUCAUCAUCCCUCUUCAUACAAUUCAAAGGAAGAAGAUACAACUCCAUACCCUCCGUCAAGAGUCUUCAAAAACGCAACGUUUUGUCUAUGUCAUCUGCUCUCACGUCACGAGGUGGAGACAUGAUUACACCACACGGUAAAGGAAAUGAUCACAACUCCUCCACCUUUGACUUCAAGUCAUAUAUGACCCGUAAAGCCGAAUCUGUGAACGCUGCUCUAGACGUUUGCGUACCGCUUCUGAAACCCCUUACGAUUCAAGAGGCGGUGCGGUACUCAUUGCUAGCUGGUGGAAAACGCGUGAGGCCUCUGCUCUGUAUUGCUGCCUGCGAGCUUGUGGGUGGCGACGAGGCUAGUGCCAUGUCAGCAGCUUGCGCGGUGGAGAUGAUACACACGAGCUCUCUUAUUCAUGACGACCUUCCCUGCAUGGACAAUGCUGAUCUCCGCAGAGGCAAGCCAACCAACCACAAGGUAUUUGGAGAAGACAUGGCAGUUCUGGCGGGUGAUGCACUCCUUGCUUUGGCUUUUGGGAACAUGACGGUCGUGUCAAGUGGUUUGGUCGCUCCGGAGAGGACGGUUCGAGCAGUAACUGAGCUGGCAAAGGCCAUAGGGAUGAAAGGGCUUGUAGCUGGGCAAAUGAUUGACCUACGCAGCCAAGGGUUAAAUCCAGAGGAUGCUGGCUUGGAGCGUCUAGAGUUCAUCCACCUUCACAAAACGGCUGCACUGUUGGAGGCAUCGGCAGUUUUAGGGGUUAUAAUGGGAGGUGGGACGGAUGAAGAGAUUAAGAGGCUUAGAAAGUACGCGAGAUGUAUUGGGUUACUGUUUCAAGUGGUUGAUGAUAUUCUUGACGUAACAAAAUCUACUGAGGAAUUGGGUAAGAGCGCCGGGAAAGACGUUAUGGCUGGAAAACUAACGUAUCCGAGGUUGAUUGGUUUGGAGAAAUCCAGGGAACUUGCGGAGACGUUGAGCAGAGAAGCAGAGGAACAGCUUCUAGGGUUUGAUCCGAAUAAGGCGGCGCCUCUGGUGGCUUUGGCUAGCUACAUUGCUGGCAGACACAACUGAUCUUUCGCAAUAAUUGAUCACAUGCUCAAUGUAUCUAAUGUCCGAAGUCCAAACAAGUUUGUUUUGUUUACAUUCUGGUCUUUUUUUAAUAAAUUUAUGUUGUGACCUCUGUGUGUUUUCAGGUUGUAUUUUGCUUUUUGAGAUUUUAAUGUCAUAUUUCAACAAAUAUAAUGAAGGUUUGCACAUGGGAACAAAGCAAGUGGCCAAGUGGGUAUACUAA